UCCUGGCUGACGAUGAUCCCACCGCGACGGACUACGAGCAGUAAUAGGAUUACCUAUAGGAGGCUUUCGCUUUUAUGGGCUAGGAACUUGUUACAUAAAAUGUAUUACUUUUGUAAGCAGGAAAAAAGUUUUAAAACUAAACAGAAAGAAUUUGCCCUGGAGCUCUUUGCCCCCUCCAUGACUCUGCCUCCUGAACUACUCUCAUCGCGGUCUGGAACAGAGUCCUCCCAGGAAGCCUUGCCUUAGCGCUCCAAGCCUGGGUUAGGAACCCUUCUUCGGCCUUCCUACAGCGCCUUCCUACCUGCUUCGGCCCGCCCUGAAUUGUAAACCUUUGAAUCUCCAGCACCUGUUAGCGCCGUGCUGACAUUCAGUAAAAUGGUGGCGACAGACAAGGUUGCAGAAAAGCUGAGUUCUACUCUCUCAUGGGUGAAGAACACAGUAUCAUACACUGUCAGUCAGAUGGCAAGUCAGGUGGCAAGUCCAUCUGCUUCAUUACACACUACAUCCUCAUCCACCACACUGUCGACGCCAGCCCUUUCACCCUCCUCCCCAUCACAGUUGAGUCCAGAUGACUUAGAACUCCUGGCUAAACUGGAGGAACAAAAUAGAUUGUUAGAGACGGAUAGCAAGUCCUUAAAAUCUGUAAAUGGGUCAAGAAGAAACAGUGGAUCCUCUCUUGUAUCAAGUUCAUCAGCCUCCAGCAACCUCAGCCACCUUGAAGAAGAUUCUUGGAUACUUUGGGGAAGAAUUGUUAAUGAAUGGGAAGAUGUACGCAAAAAGAAGGAAAAGCAAGUUAAGGAACUUGUUCGUAAAGGGAUACCCCACCAUUUUAGAGCAAUAGUUUGGCAACUUUUAUGCAGUGCACAAAGCAUGCCAAUUAAGGAUCAGUAUUCAGAACUCCUGAAAAUGACUUCGCCUUGUGAAAAGUUGAUCCGAAGGGACAUUGCUAGAACUUACCCUGAACAUAAUUUUUUUAAGGAAAAAGAUAGCCUUGGACAGGAAGUUUUAUUUAAUGUAAUGAAGGCAUAUUCUUUAGUGGAUCGUGAGGUUGGUUACUGUCAAGGAAGUGCUUUUAUAGUUGGAUUGUUGCUUAUGCAGAUGCCAGAAGAAGAAGCUUUCUGUGUAUUUGUUAAAUUAAUGCAAGAUUAUAGGCUUCGUGAACUUUUUAAACCAAGUAUGGCAGAAUUGGGCCUUUGUAUGUACCAGUUUGAAUGCAUGAUACAGGAACAUCUUCCAGAGCUCUUUAUACAUUUUCAGUCUCAGAGUUUUCACACCUCAAUGUAUGCAUCAUCCUGGUUUCUGACUAUCUUUCUUACGACUUUUCCACUACCAAUUGCAACAAGAAUAUUUGAUAUCUUUAUGUCUGAGGGCUUAGAAAUAGUGUUUCGAGUGGGAUUAGCACUUCUUCAAAUGAAUCAGGCAGAACUGAUGCAACUGGACAUGGAAGGGAUGUUGCAGCACUUUCAGAAGGUCAUCCCCCAUCAGUUUGAUGGAGGUCCAGACAAGUUAAUCCAGGCAGCUUACCAAGUCAAGUAUAACUCAAAAAAAAUGAAAAAGCUUGAAAAGGAAUACACUACAAUAAAAACUAAAGAGAUGGAAGAGCAAGUUGAAAUUAAAAGGUUACGCACAGAAAAUAGACUUUUAAAACAGCGCAUUGAAACAUUAGAAAAGGAAAGUGCUUCCUUGGCAGAUAGAUUGAUACAGGGACAAGUGACAAGAGCCCAGGAGGCUGAGGAAAACUACCUCAUAAAACGGGAACUGGCCACCAUCAAACAGCAGAGUGAUGAGGCCAGUGCUAAACUGGAGCAGGCUGAGAAUACCAUCAGGAAGCUCCAGCACCAACAGCAAUGGCAUAAAUGCAGUUCCAACUACAAUGAAGAUUUUGUGCUCCAGCUAGAGAAGGAAUUGGUUCAAGCCCGUCUGAGCGAAGCCGAGUCUCAGUGUGCGCUGAAGGAGAUGCAGGAUAAAGUCCUGGAUUUAGAGAAGAGAAACAACUCCUUUCCUGAUGAGAAUAACAUUGCAAGGCUUCAGGAAGAACUCAUUGCUGUGAAACUGAGAGAAGCAGAAGCUAUUAUGGGUUUGAAAGAACUUAGACAACAAGUCAGAGAUUUAGAGGAGCACUGGCAGCGCCACUUAGCUCGUACAGCUGGAAGAUGGAAGGACCCACCUAAGAAACACGCUGUGAAUGAGUUACAAGAUGAACUGAUGACCAUUCGACUUAAAGAAGCAGAAACACAGGCAGAAAUAAGAGAAAUAAAACAAAGGAUGAUGGAAAUGGAAACGCAGAACCAGAUCAACAGUAACCAUCUUCGAAGAGCAGAACAAGAAGUGAUCAGUCUACAGGAGAAGGUGCAGUAUCUUUCUGCACAGAACAAAGGUCUACUUACUCAAUUAAGUGAAGCAAAGCGCAAACAAGCAGAGAUUGAAUGCAAGAACAAGGAAGAAGUGAUGGCUGUGAGACUGCGGGAAGCAGACAGCAUAGCUGCUGUGGCUGAACUACAGCAGCACAUUGCUGAGCUCGAAAUCCAGAAAGAAGAAGGAAAGCUUCAAGGACAGCUUAACAAGUCUGAUUCUAACCAGUAUAUUAGGGAACUGAAAGAUCAGAUAGCAGAGCUGAAUCAUGAGCUCAGGUGCCUAAAAGGCCAGAGGGGCUUCUCGGGCCAACCCCCUUUUGAUGGAAUCCACAUCGUCAACCAUUUGAUAGGAGAUGACGAAUCAUUCCAUUCCUCUGAUGAAGAUUUUAUAGAUAAUUCCUUACGGGAAAGCGGCAUUGGUUUUCCUUUGCACAGAAAAUCUGGCCCCAUGUCUUUGGACCCUGCCGUGGCAAGUGGUAGUGAAAGCGAAACUGAGGACAGUGUGGUGGAGACCAGAGAGAGCAAUCAAGUGGCUCGGAAGGACCAGCCCUCGAGGAAAAGAGAGUCGUACUCAACCACUGUCUGACCAUCACUGUGAACUAGACUGUGGAUUUUUUUAAGGGAUCAGUUAUAUAAUUAAGGGUUUUGGGGACAUAUCUGUUUCAUAUGUACAUAUAUAUAUUUUUUGAUCUUACCUGCCUUUUUAUCUUUGCCAAACCUUCACCACUGACUUAACCAUUGCCAUAAAGUAGACUGGAAUAUGGUUAACAUGAAAAAUAAGGUUCUAACAGUAUUACUGAAUAUUAAAUGGUUUUUUUGUGUAGGAAAUGCAAUUAUAUCUAUAUAUGGGAAUUAUUUUGAAGUUCAAAACUAUGGAAAAUUUAAUUUUCUUCAGACAAAACUGCUCUUGUGCAAUAUUUUAUGCUCAGUAAACAAAUCGGAUAUUUAUGUCUAUCGAUUUGUUUUCAGGGCAGCUGUCUACAAACAUUUGACCAAGACGUACAUCUGAUUUAUCUUGUCCUUUUGUGUUUGAGGGAUUUUUUUUCCACUGAAAUUACUGCUUUAUUAGAGGACCACUGAAAGUUCCCAAACAGUGUUUUUUUCCAUAUAAUUUUAUGAAUGCAAAUUAAUGGUUACCUUUCUUGAGAGUUUUAAGUUUUGUUUGAAUUAAUUUGUAUGUACGUAUGAUACUUCCAUAUAUUGCUUACUAGUCAGAGCAGUAAGUUAACUACAAAUAUAUUAUCUUUUGUACAUAAUUUAUAAAUAAGCAUCACCCAAUAUCGAACAUCAUUUUAUAUGGAGAUUGUACAUGUUGCAAAAUGACUGCCUUCAGCAUUCUAAUAGGACUUCUGUAAAUAAAAAGUUAAGAGAAAAUUGAAAAUAAAACCAAACACUAAUAUUUUAAUAGCUUUAGUAAUUUGCUUAGCAUUCAACACUGGCAAAUUCAUAACUGAUGCUUGUUCAAAAAUACUAUUGGUGAGAGCUUUUACUUCAUGUGUAUGUAACUAAUAAAUUGUCCAUGAUUCAAAAGGUUAUAGCACACAUUACUUAGUGCUGAUAUUCUACUUAAUAUAAAUUAAGCAAUGGACUUAAGCCCAAGAUACACAAUAAUAAUAUUUGCAAAUAAUCUUUGAACAUUAUCUUCAGAUUCUCUGAUUACUAAUGUAUAAAAGCCACAAUAAUUUUUUCCUACUGAUGCUUCCUUUUUUAUCAUCGAGACUAUUUUUCUUUGGAAAUUGAAUAUCAUUGGUAAGUUGGAGAAAACACCCAAGUUGCACUUACACCAUGGAAAAACAGCAAAGAACAUGUUGACUGGAUGCUUUCCACUCAUUUUCAUCAGCAGCCUUCGAGGAUAAGAUAGGGGAAGGUAGAGUUCAGCGUAUAUGGAGAUACAAUUUUGCACAAUAUUUUUGCAUGUAAGAAAAAAUAUGUAUAUUACAGAAUGGAGUAGAAGAGACAGAAAUAAUUUUCUGUCUACAACCAGGAGCCCUGGCUGGUGUGGCUCAGUCAGUUGGAGCAUCAUCCCAUCACCGAAGAGUGACAGGUGCCGUUCCCAGUCAGGGACAUGUACGUAGAUUGAUGGCUUGAUCCCUGGGCCAGGUGCGGGGUCCCAAGGAUCCCAGUCCAAGCACGUGUGAGACAAUCAAUCAAUGCUUCUCUCUCUUCCCUCCCCUCUCUCUAAAAGCAAUGAAAAAUAUGUCCUUGGGUGAGGACAAAAAUUUUUUAAAUAUAUAAAAAAUAAAACCAAGAGUUAAGCCUUACGUAUCUCCAUGGACAAGGCUUUUCCAGCAAGCCCUCUGUAGCUGUUUGAGAAGCAAGAUUGAGAACCUGCCUGCUGUGUCUGCAGCACCAGGUGUAGCGGUUAAGUAAUUUACCUGUGGUCACAUGUUAGUAAGUAGCAGAGCCAAGAUUUUAGUUCAGAUCUUUCUGACACCAAAGCAUUUGACAAAGUUCAGCUAACGAAUUUCUCAGUGCCCAUACUUUUGGACAAUUAAUGUGAUUUUAGUUAAGUUUAAAUCACAUUUCACAGCUUGUGAGUAUAGAUACUCUCCUAGAAUUGUCUGGUGCUUUGGGGGUUCUUUACGGUCAGCCCGGGAGGCUGCUGAUGCCCGAGUGAAGGGAGAUGAUUCGUGGUCAUGCGCCUGCUCUGACCCCACAUUGAGAAACCUGGGUGAUCUAGACCAGAGGUGAGCAACUACACACGUGAGCGGGUCCAGCCAGCUGCCUGUCUUUGUGUGACCCACAAGCUAAGAUUAUUUUUUACAUUUUCGAAUAGUUGAGGGAAAAAAUAUUUUGUCAUAUGAAAAUCACGUAGAAUUCAGAUUUCAAUGUUGAUAAAGUUUCACAUCAAUGUGUAUCCAUUAUGUUGUCUAUGGCUGCUUUUGUGUCACCGUGGCAAAGCUGAGUGGCCUAAAAUACCUGCUGUCUGGUUCUUUGGAGGAAAAGUUUGCUACCCUUGAUUUAAAUACUCUAAAAUGUAGGCUUACUUCUUUCAUUUGUCUCAGUGGAAGAUCAAACCAUUUGCUUUUGUGGUUGAGCUAAUAGUUUGGAAACUUAAAUUUCCUGGUGGAUCUUGUGCUCAGAACUAUUCAAAAUGGAAAGUGCGCCAGCUGCUCUCUGUCAUGAGGUCUUUGACACCAUACACAAAUCUGGGAGGGCAUCUGUACCUUCGGAAAGGGAGAAAGAAAGAAUUCCGGGAUCUUAUCACCUUCUUUAAAGUGUAUAUGAUUGAUCUUCAGGGCAUGCUUCAUUGAGGCAGUGUUAUAAUUUGACUUUAAAAGAAAGAAUAUCUUUCUAGAGUCAUGUUUUAAUUCUAAACUGUGAAAGAUUCUUAGAGAAUUUCAUAAGUACUGUUUAAUUAGGUAUUAAAAGAAUUAUGGUAACCAAACAUUAAUUCACUGAUACUCUUGUAAUUUGGACAGUGGAAAACAAGAAACAAUCGUCUCAUUCAACAUCUUUGAUUCAAAUACUCAGAAGAGUUUAAAGUCCUCCUGACCUUUAGGGUACAGUAGGAUAUUGUGCUCUGGUUGUAUUCCAUUUUAUUCAGAUUAAGACUUUGAGACAUUGGACAUUGUAUUCUCGAUAGAUUUUAAUUAGUCUGUGGUAUCUUGUGUCAUUUAAAUGUUAUUUAGUUAAACAGAGUUGAAUAUUGGAGCAGGGAGGAAGUGAAUGAAAUUUUUAAAAUUCAAAAUAAAAAACUUACUCCCUUGGGCUAGUCACCUGCCUGGUGCCAUUGCCACUGUGGGUUGAAAGGCCCAGAGGACAGGCUUACAGGUGAUCUGAAUACAAUGGAAAUUACACUGGGGUGAUGAAACAGUCCUUUUAGAUCAAGAAAAUACUUUUGACAGCCUUUUUAAAAAUUAGUGGUAAUUUUUCAUCCUGCACCAAGAAGUCAAAGAUGUGACUUUACACAAUUUCUACCCUUUUUAUUGAUAAAUCUUAGGCAUUCAAUAUUUGGUGACUAAUUGAGACAUCAUAUCUCAACUGACCGGCUAUUUUGGAAGGGGAAAAAACCAACUUUUUCUUGACUCAUGAUGCAACUCGUUACUGUCCAGACAGUGCCUUUGACUGAAAACAAGGUCUAGAGCAGGGGUGUCCCACCUGCAGCCCACAGGCCACGUGCAGCCCAGGGUGGCUAUGAAUGCAGCCCAACACAAAAUCGUAUAUUUAAGACAUUAUGGGAUUUUUUUGUGAUUAAGUGUCGCAAUGUACUUAACAUGAGGCCCAAGACGACUCUUCUUCCUCCAUUGUUGCGCAGAGAUGCCAAAAGGUUGGACACCCUGGUCUAGAGCUCUUUCAGUAUUUUAUUUUUGACAUUAGAAAUUAUUUGGUUCUUCAGUCUCCUUUAUCUUUUACAUAAUGCACCAUAAUUUCUGGACUUAAAUAAGAAAAGUGGAUGAAUUGUGUUUUGGUAAAGCCCUGCUGUGGUUGGCUUGAUUGUUGCAGGACCAGGUAUUGGCAGCUAGCAUUUCACAAAUCAGUGAUUUACUUUGUUAAAACAAUGAGCUUUAGCAAGAAAGUUAUUGCUGCUCUGUUAUUAGCAAAACAGUAAGUUUUUAAUUAAUUAAUUUUACUUUAAUUCAUUCUAUUGAAAUUUAAAUUUCUGGUUAAAAGUGGAAUGGAGACUAUAAUCCAAAUUUUUACAUCACAUCCAUCGAUCUACCUAUCCCCUCUCUUCUCUCCAAAGAAUAGAUGAUAGAGUAAUAUAUUAGGUAUCCAAUAAGAUGCAAAAUUAUGCUGUAUUUUGUUCUACUGUUGGAAUUUCUUAUUAUUGUACGAUAACCUAAAAUAUUUACUUGUGCCUUUACUUUAAACAAUUA
Molecule: messenger RNA, 7174 nt
Organism: Artibeus jamaicensis (Jamaican fruit-eating bat)
Lineage: Eukaryota; Metazoa; Chordata; Mammalia; Chiroptera; Phyllostomidae
Gene: EVI5
Product: ecotropic viral integration site 5
Exons: 20
Coding region: 376-2940 (854 amino acids)
Source: RefSeq, a predicted model, not a curated record